GGCCCGCAGAAAAGUGCGAGCCACCAAUCUAGCUAACAAAAAUCAUCCUUGCCUCUGCAACAUUAAAACAAAGAGAAGCCUCUCCUCUUGCUUCAACUAUCAUGGCUUUCUCCAUUCUAAAGCUUCUUCUCCUGCUCAUUUCUUCUGUCUUCUUCACUUCUACAUGGGCUCUCAACACAUCUUCUACAACUUCUCUAGACGCCCAUCUCUCUACAAUAAGAACUUUUUGCAAUAGCAGACCAUAUCCAGAUGCCUGCUUUAACUCGUUAAAACUUUCCAUCUCAAUAAACAUCAGUCCAAACAUCAUCAACUUGCUCCUCCAAACCCUCCAAACUGCGAUAUCUGAGGCCGGAAAACUAACCAAUCUAUUCUCAAUUGCUGGUGGUUCAAACAUCAUUGAAAGACAAAGAGGAACAAUCCAAGAUUGCUUAGAACUACAUCAAAUCACGGUCUCAUCUUUACAAAGAUCAGUUUCAAGAGUCCGUGCAGGUGAUUCUCGUAAACUAGUUGAUGCAAGGGCCUAUCUUAGUGCAGCAGUCACCAACAAGAACACUUGCUUAGAAGGCCUAGAUUCUGCUUCUGGUCCUUUGAAGCCUGCUUUAUUGAAUAGCUUGACUAGUACAUAUCAGCAUGUUACCAACUCUCUUUCAAUGCUUCCUAAGUCAAAACACAGCAAGCAGGGUUACAAAAACCGUCGCCUUUUAGGAUUUCCAAAAUGGAUGUCAAAGAAAGAUCGCCGGAUUUUGCAAAGUGAUGAAGAUGAAUAUGACCCUAGUGAAGAGCUUAUAGUAGCUGCUGAUGGCACUGGAAAUUUUAGUACCAUCACUGAUGCCAUAAACUUUGCUCCAAAUAAUAGUUAUGAUAGAAUAAUUAUUCGAGUUAGAGAAGGAGUAUAUGCGGAGAAUGUGGAAAUUCCAAUCUACAAAACCAACAUUGUUUUGCUUGGAGAUGGAACUGACGUCACUUUCAUUACUGGUAACAGAAGUGUAGUUGAUGGUUGGACUACUUUCAGAUCUGCAACUCUUGCGGUAUCUGGUGAUGGUUUUCUGGCACUGGACAUAACCAUUGACAACACAGCUGGACCAGAGAAGCACCAGGCAGUUGCCCUUCGAGUAAGUGCAGACCUAGUAGCACUCUACAGGUGCUCCAUUAAUGGCUACCAGGAUACAUUAUAUGUGCACUCAUUUCGACAAUUUUAUCGAGAGUGUGACAUAUCCGGGACCAUAGAUUACCUAUUCGGCAAUGCUGCAGUAGUCUUCCAGGCAUGUAAUAUUAUAUCCAGAAAGCCACUGCCUAACCAAUUCACAGUCAUUACUGCCCAGUCUAAAGAAACCCCAGAUGAGUAUACAGGAAUCUCGAUACAAAAUUGUUCAAUUUUGGCUACAGAAGAUUUGUACUCCAACUCAAACACUGUUAAGAGCUACCUCGGGAGGCCAUGGAAAGUUUAUUCAACGACGGUUGUUCUUGAGUCCUACAUUGAUGAUUUCAUUAAUCCAGAAGGUUGGAGCAAGUGGUCUAAUGAUGAUGAUCAAGGAUUAGACACUUUGUAUUAUGGAGAGUACGAAAAUUAUGGGCCUGGUUCUGGGACCGAAAACCGGGUUACAUGGGCAGGGUACCAUGUGAUGGAUGAUAUUGAUGCUUAUAACUUUACAGUAUCAUAUUUCAUAACUGGUGAUGAAUGGCUGGAUUCCACUUCAAUUCCUUAUUAUGAUGGGAUUCAAAGCUAGUUUUGAUGCAUUUGUAUGACUUGAUAUAAGAAAGAAAAAGAAGAAAAAUAUGUUAAUAGUAUAGUAUUUUAUUUUACAUGUUACACAUGAA
Molecule: messenger RNA, 1818 nt
Organism: Populus trichocarpa (black cottonwood)
Lineage: Eukaryota; Viridiplantae; Streptophyta; Magnoliopsida; Malpighiales; Salicaceae
Product: probable pectinesterase/pectinesterase inhibitor 12
Exons: 2
Coding region: 102-1727 (541 amino acids)
Biological process (GO): cell wall modification
Molecular function (GO): pectinesterase inhibitor activity; pectinesterase activity
Source: RefSeq, a predicted model, not a curated record